Messenger RNA from Clonostachys rhizophaga, 1428 nucleotides. Lineage: Eukaryota; Fungi; Ascomycota; Sordariomycetes; Hypocreales; Bionectriaceae. The record is from the annotation of a GenBank genome assembly.
AUGACUGUCCCUUCAGUUGUCCCCUUAGCCCAUCUAAAUGGCAAGGUGGAAAAACAUGCCAACGGAACCACCAACGGCAAUGGUAGCCAUGAACCCCUCCACGUUCUCACAGGCAGCGAGGCGUUGCGGCGCAUCCGUGAAGGCAGCCUUACCGUGGAGGCGUAUGCACGAGCUCUGCUCAACCGCAUCCAGGCUCAUGAUGCUGCGGUCAAAGCCUGGGCCUACCUUGACCCAGCGUUUGUUUUGGAGCAGGCCAGAGCCUUGGACAGAGUUCCUGCAAAGGAGAGAGGCCCCUUACAUGGACUCCCCAUUGGAGUGAAGGACGCAAUCUACACUAAGGAUAUGCCGACGGAGCACAACUCUGAGAUUUACAAGGGGAGCUUCCCCCAGGUCGACUCUGCGUCAAUAAUGAUUCUCCGUGACGCUGGCGCUCUCAUUUUUGGUAGGGUUGUUCUGAAAGGCAAGACGGUUACUACCGAGUUUGCUGCCAUCACUAUUGGCCCAAAGACAAUGAAUCCACACUCCCCACACGAGAUUCGAUCCCCCGGAGGCUCUUCGUCCGGCUCUGCUGCUGGCGUUGCCGACGGCCAGAUCCCCGUGGCCCUUGCUACGCAGACGGGGGGCUCGACGAUCCGUCCAGCGAGUUACAAUGGCAUAUACUGUAUCAAGCCUACCUGGAAUGCCGUUUCUCGCGAGGGCCAGAAACUGUAUUCUCUGUUACUUGACACUCUGGGAUGGUACGGCCGCAGCGUCUCAGACCUGGUUCUUCUCGCCGACAUCUUUAGCCUUGAGGAUGAUGAGCCAAGCACCUUCAACGGUAUCCGGGGAGCCAAGUUCGCCCUAUGCAAGACAAACAACUGGCACAAGGCCAGCGAAGCCACACGUCAGGCUCUUGCCAGGGCAGCGGCUUUGUUGAAGGCUCACGGCGCUAUUGUUGAGGAUUUGGACUUGCCACCGUCUUUCGAGCCAUUGACAGAUUGGUAUUUGACGGUUCUGGAGACAGACGGUGCUACCACGUUCCUCCCAGAGCACCGGGUGGCAAGGAGCAAGCUUCAUGAGUCAUUGGCCGUAUUUAUUGACAAGCCGGCAUACACCAGGAAGCAAACACUGGCGGCGCAAGACGGGAUUGCUGCUUUGCGGCCCGAGUUUGAUGCCAUUGCGUCGCAAUAUGACGCAGUGCUCACGCCAAGUGCCGUCGACGAAGCUCCUUAUGGCCUCGAAUAUACUGGAGACGCCGUCUUUUGCGCUGACUGGACGGCUCUCCAUGUUCCAGUAGUCAACAUCCCCGGUUUCCAGGGUCCUUCGGGCAUGCCGGUUGGAGUUUCACUUGUGGCCCCGCGGUUUCGCGAUCGCCACCUUCUCAGGGUAGCCGAAGAUGUUGGUAAGAUCUUUGAAUCCGAGGGUGGUUGGAAAUCCAACAUCUUGUAA